Messenger RNA from Guyanagaster necrorhizus, 3369 nucleotides. RefSeq lists its product as uncharacterized. Gene Ontology annotation, biological process: regulation of DNA-templated transcription; DNA-templated transcription. Bases 52 to 3003 code for a protein of 983 amino acids. The transcript has 6 exons. NCBI's taxonomy places the organism in Eukaryota, Fungi, Basidiomycota, Agaricomycetes, Agaricales, Physalacriaceae. The record is from RefSeq and is a predicted model, not a curated record. Gene Ontology annotation, molecular function: DNA binding; DNA-binding transcription factor activity, RNA polymerase II-specific; zinc ion binding.
CGUCGUGCCAUACAGCGUGCUCAGGCCUUCGCCUAUCGAUCGGUAGCAAUAAUGCUCUCCAACCAGCUGCCAAGUACCAACCAGCAGCUGCCUGGUGCCGUGCCGUCGUCAUUGCAGUCUGCUCUCCAGAUGAAUCCGCCCCCACCAAUGCCUAUCAAACAGUCAUCGCCAAACCAGGAAACGCCACCAACAUCGACCCCGACAGCAGGUGCUAAGCGAAGACGAAAAAACGAAGGUGGAAACGAGGAUGGACCACAAGGACCAAGCGAACCUCGUCGACUACGCCGAUCGCACGAAGCUUGUGCUAGAUGUAGAGGGAAGAAAAUUAAGUGCGAUUCAAAACAUCCACGAUGCACUGCCUGCGCUACUGCUGGUGUCGAGUGCAACCAAGAGGACCGUCACCGUCAAACACUGACCCCCAGAGGGUAUACUGAGCGCAUCGAGCUCCAGCUUGCACAAUGUGAAGCUCUACUGAAGCGACAUCUGCCUGGAUUUGCCUUGGAGAAUCUCGAGGAAUUCCUUGCGAGAGAUGGUAUCGACAUCGGCGGCCCAGCCACCGCAGCGUUUCAGCUGAGCUCAUCACCAUUGCGCAACUCGUUUCGUCCAGAACAGCCUGUUCCACCUGGUGGGCCGCCAAAGGGAUACCCUCUCUAUCCGCCCCCGCCCGGUAUGCUGCCUCCGCCGCCAGGUUAUCCGCCUCAUGGUAUGAUGCCGUAUCCGCCGCCGGGCCCGUAUCACCCCUCCCAGAUGCCGCCAAUGCCGGGUCCACCCUACAACCCCCAUAUCCACCCUGCAUUCCAGCAGCAUCCUCAGUAUCUAACGGCAGAGGUUGUCGAACAAGGGCGCACCGUCACAACUGAUAUCAAAGGUCAGGAUCCCAAAUCCAAUGACAUGUCCAACACCCAGUCUCUUGCCAAAAAUUUCGGUGUUUCCGCUGCGAUUGUCAGCGAUCUCAAGUUAGGCCCAACGCAUAUCGAUAGGGAGGACCUUGCCGUUGGGUCCAACGGCUUAAGCUCAGGCAGAGACCGUUCUAUUGGAGAGACCUCUGCUCCCCGUGAUACGGCAAACUGGCGUACAGUGUCCGUCAGACGCAACUCCAAUGCUUCUCUGAACUCACCUCGUCUUCCUCUCAUUUCCCGAAGCUCUGAUCCAUCCUCCAUCGAUGUAUGGCUGCCUAAAGACCGUGCGAUGGUCCAGCAGGUCGUAGACGUCUACUUCACCCGUCUCAAUGUGCACCGUCCUGUCUUCUUCCGCAAGGUGUUUGAAAAGGCGCUGGAUGACCUUUAUGCAGAGCGUACCAUCACCCACGAUCCGGGAUUCAUUUGUAGUCUAUACCUUGUGCUGGCACUGGGAACCCUAAGCGAGAUAUCUAACCGGUCUGCCAAACUUGAUGUAGAUGCCGACGAUCCCAUGAGCUCGGGUGCCACCAGACCCAAAAGCUUUGCUCCUGACUGGCCAGAGCACGAUGAAUUUUUUGAACGUGCGCUAACCGUAAAGCCCGAUCUCAGGGUAACUAUCUCCAGUCUGCAAGCGCUCAUACUCUUGCACUGGUAUUUGUAUACAGAACGUCAAGGACGUACCUUGUGGCGUCUAGUAGGAAGCCUUGUCCGUCUUGCCAUAGAGCUUGGACUUCACCACGACCCCACCACUCAGCUUAAUCCCGCUACUCAGAUGAAUCCUAACAGUCAACAGUGCAUCUUCUCUGAGGAAGAGAGCCAAUUGCGCAUUCGACUGUGGGGCAUUGUGUUAGUUCAUGACCGCGGAACAUCCCUUCUUCUCGGUCGUCCGCUGGCCAUCGCGCCUUCUGACGCCAAUACACCUCGUCCGUCUCGCAUGUCUUCGGCUGCGCGACUCUCUGGGUUGGGUGAGGACUUCAGCGAACACUUUGAUCUCUCCCACCCCGUCGCGGAAAUACAAGCCGAUAUCAUCAAUUCACUGUACUCCCCUUCGCGACAGAGUGGUGAUACUAUUAUGCGAAAUGCUACUCGAAUUAUCAAGAGCAUGGUCGAGUUCCGGCGCGGGCUACCGGACAAAUAUAAAUAUUAUUUCUCUGGUACGGAUGAUUGGCCAAUGGAGCGAAAAAGUAAACUCGUGCAAGAGAUUACUGAGGACGAGGGUCUGACGCUGCUCAAAAUUGGUAUAUCCCGAAUUCUUCUACUUCGAGCGCUAUUCAGCUUGAAGGAGCUCACGUAUGCCCAGCGCAGGAAGGCUCUGGUGGACGCUAUCAUCACGUCGCACAAUACGAUCAUAGUUCACAGUCAACUCAUUCGAUACCCAGAUAUUGCCUUCUUCACCUCACCUAUCCCACUCCACAUCGCUGCCAUGGUUAUCCUGUAUGGCCAUAUGUCAAAAUGUGAUAAGCUUCCUCGUCACACCGCCCUGGAGGAUGUAUGGCUUGCUUUGGACAUGCUUCCUCGAUUCCGCUGGCGAUGGGAGCGUAAAGAUGUCAACGGUGGCCAUCCUUUAAUCGCCAAGCUAGCUGAACGAGUCCUGGAAGCCAAUCUCCACCAAGUUGGGCCCGCGACUCAUCCUGUCUUAUUAAGUGAAGCCGACUGGGAUGAGGAUACUGUGCUAAAGAGCCCCAAUCUUACCAAGAGUCAGCAGAAUACCCCCACUCUCUCCACGGCGGCGUACGGGACUGGUCCCCAAAAUGGUGCGGCGUAUAGCCCACAACAACGGCAGAUGAACGGUGGUUCGAUGAAUGGGACCACGCCUCCGGGAAAAAACGCGCCUAUGCCUGAUUGCGGGCAUAUGUUCUACCCAUUCUAUCCGGAGGCGGGGCAAAGUGAAGUUAACAGUGCGGAGGGCCAUAAUCAUCAGGACUACAGCCAGCUCUUGGCCGUUGCUGCUGUACCUCCGUCACAGGACUCGUAUAUGUCCGAAGAGCGAGAUGGUGCUGUUCAAAAUGAACAAGGGAUGUGGAUACAGAAUAUGCCUCAGCAUCAUUCUCCUUCCCAUAGGAAUGGAUCUAUGUCGACAUAUGCGAUCCCGCCCCAGGCAUGAAUGUUAUCGUUUUCAAGGUAAUUUUGCGUUUACGUGUAAAUUGUAUGUCUUUAGUUUUUUUAUUCGUCAUAACCGGAUGGGCAUACACCCUCCUUUCCUGUUACAAUAUCUUUCUUAUCCAGUAUGUACCCCGCUAUCCCCUCUCAGCGCGAUGCUUGGAUGUAAUAUUAUGUUCAGGCGCGCUGACAUGUACCUUUGUUAUUCUGUCUUUGCCUGUACUGCCUAAAGUACUUACCAAUUAUGAUGCAGUUUGCCUUUGCGGUUGGGACAACCUAUAAGCCACGAGCCAAACAACAUUUAAACGAGGAUGUGCUAUUGAACAACGUAUGCCUACACACACUUCUACUUGUAAAACUACAUAUAAAU